CAUCAUCAUUAUGGAUAAACAAAAGAGCUUUGAAGAUGUUACCAUGGUAGAAACCUCAUCUGCUGUCAACGGUCAUGAUACCCACCAAAAACCAUUGAUCCCAUCACGUACACCUUCCCAUAGUCUUCACAAGAGUGAAAAGCCCAAGAAACAAAUAUCGGCUAAAGAAGGUUGUAUGGUCAUUAUCAAAUCCUCUUGGGUUAACUUACUUCUCGUCUUUGUACCCAUCGGUAUCGCAUCCAAUUUUGUUUGGUCACCUACCGUCACUUUUAUCAUGAACUUUUUGGCCAUUAUCCCUCUUGCAAAGUUACUGGGCUUUGCUACUGAAGACAUUGCCCUACGAACAGGCGAGGUGAUUGGCGGUUUAUUAAAUGCUACAUUUGGUAACGCAGUCGAGUUGAUUAUUUCAAUUAUUUCAUUAACCCAGAACCUGGUGAUUGUGGUUCAAGCCUCUAUGUUGGGCUCGAUCCUUUCGAAUUUAUUAUUGGUGUUGGGCAUGUGUUUCUGGGGAGGAGGUUAUUAUCACAAGGCUCAACAUUUUAAUAAGACAGUGGCACAGACAUCCGCCUCUCUUUUGUUUAUCUCCGUCGCUUCAUUGCUCAUCCCUGCCUCCUUUUAUGGAUCCAUUCGAUCCGCCAACUCGGAAUCAGACGCUGAUUUACAAAGUGGCAUUCUUGCCAUUUCAAGAGCAACUUCCAUUAUUCUUCUCGUACUCUACUUUUCUUAUUUAUUCUUUCAGCUCAAGACCCAUAACCAUUUGUUCAGUCCAACAUCAACAAGCGCAAAUAUUAUUCCUCCUCCUCAAAAUCAAGAAAGAGUCUUGGAAGAAGGACAUGAGGAUGAAGAAGAAGAAGAAGAAGAAGAACCUCAAUUACCUGCUUGGAUGGCUGUCACCUUACUGGUUGUUGUCACUGCAGUGGUAGGUGUGUGUGCCGAGUUUUUAGUGUCUGCCAUUGAAGAAGUCACUAAAAUUUGGAAUAUCAGUGAAACAUUUGUUGGUCUUAUUUUAAUUCCUAUUGUGGGUAACGCCGCUGAACAUCUUACUGCUGUCACCUGUGCCAUGAAAAAUAAGAUGGAUUUGGCACUAGGUGUGGCUGUUGGUAGUAGCAUGCAAAUUGCACUUCUCGUCACUCCUCUCAUGGUCAUUAUUGGUUGGGGUAUGGAUGUAGAAAUGAGUUUAUAUUUCAAUAUUUACGAAACUGCCAUUUUAUUCAUUGCUGUCAUUAUGGUCAACUAUCUCAUCAUGGAUGGCGAAAGUAAUUGGUUAGAGGGAUUAAUGUUGAUCGCUGUCUAUAUUGUGAUAGCCAUUAGUUUCUAUUACUAUCCUGAUGAGACUGACAGUAGUACCACUGCUGCUGCUGCUGUGGCUUCCGCUAAUUUCACAAGUGUACCUGUUUAAAUAGUUUCUUUUUAUUAUUAUUAUUAUUAUUAUUAUUUCACUAAAUGAAAAAGGGCUUACCCUUAAAAUAUCCCAGCCCA
This is a messenger RNA of Mucor mucedo, 1479 nucleotides long. RefSeq names its product calcium/proton exchanger. Gene Ontology annotation, biological process: calcium ion transmembrane transport; intracellular calcium ion homeostasis. The transcript has 8 exons. The coding region runs from base 11 to 1399 and encodes 462 amino acids. Gene Ontology annotation, molecular function: calcium:proton antiporter activity. Gene Ontology annotation, cellular component: fungal-type vacuole membrane. Lineage: Eukaryota; Fungi; Mucoromycota; Mucoromycetes; Mucorales; Mucoraceae. The record is from RefSeq and is a predicted model, not a curated record.